GUUUCGCAUGCGCAACACAAAAUUCAAAAUGGCGGGACAGAGAACACCCCAGACUGUCGAUUCAAGAGCAGAACUAACGGAGUUGGUGAAAAGAAGAGCUGAAAUAGCUGAAACCUUGGCCAACUUGGAGAGACAGAUCUAUGCAUUUGAAGGUAGUUACCUUGAAGAUACAGCUUUGUAUGGAAAUAUCAUUCGAGGAUGGGAUAGAUAUCUUACUAAUACAAAGAACACCAACAGUAAGGCAGAUAAAAGGAAUAGGAAAUUUAAGGAACAAGACAGGUUGUUCUCCAAGUCUUCUGUUACCUCUGCUGCAGCUGUAAGUGGAUUAGCUGAUCAAAUAGACAAAAGAGAGCCAAACAGUCCAUCAGAAUCUCAAUCACCAAGUAGUCAACUUUCCCAAGCACACAAUGCACAAAGUUCACAAAAUGGAAGUGGAAACAGCAGUGGUAGUGAAGCUGGGGGCAGUAUACCAAUUCAGAAUCAUUCUGGGAGGGUCCAGAAAUCGGCUAAACACAGUAAAAAAGGAAAAAAUAAAUCAAAACACAGGUUAGAAGUAAAACUAAGAAAAGGAAAGGAUGGAAGUAAGUGAAUGUUUGCUAAAUUGAUCAGCGAGUGUGUAUCUUUACUUUUCAUGUCUGAUCAAGAAUGGUAACAUUGGUCGCUGUCUUUUUGCAUAUUUGAAAAAAAACUUAGAUAUUCAAAAUUAAAUCUCCAAGGGGUAGCCAGAAACAAAUGUCUUAAAUUUAAUCUUAAUAAUACCCACAGCAAGAUAGAAAACAGUUCUUGAAUCCUUAGAUAUUGUUUAUUGUUUGUGUUAUAUAGAAAAGUAUAGUUACAUUCACAUGUGAUUAGGGUUAAAUAGGCUAUAACAUUCUUUAGCACUAAAUUCCUUCACAAAUUACUCUGGGUUAAGCUUUUUAUGUACAGACAUGGUUCAUUUUUCUCAAUCUGUCAUUUUCAUUAUGUGAAUUUGAACUCUCAUGGGCCUGAAGC
Lingula anatina is the source of this 993-nucleotide messenger RNA. Its product is annotated as chromatin modification-related protein MEAF6. Gene Ontology annotation, cellular component: histone acetyltransferase complex. NCBI's taxonomy places the organism in Eukaryota, Metazoa, Brachiopoda, Lingulata, Lingulida, Lingulidae. The record is from RefSeq and is a predicted model, not a curated record.